CGUCAAUAAACCGGUCGGCGGAGUGAGGGUCAUCUUAAUUUUAUGCCGGCCACACCCGCGUAUUUACACGUGUGACGUCAGCGCUUCGCGGUUAUAAAGGAGUGGGCGGGGCAGGCUCUAUAUGUUUGUGUCGUGCGCGCUGCGUGAGAACAGAAACAACAGGCUCUGCUCUGCAACAUGGCUGUGAUCCUGAAAGCUGGGAUGGUGCUCCUGUCGCUGCUCGCUGUCCACGUGGCACUGUCACUGUCACAGCCCCCUCUCCCCGGUGCGCCUCAGAACGCCGAUGUGCACCAGAAGGAUGUGAAGAAAGCCCUUAAUGUGGCCGUCAGAGAAUACAACAAGCAGGACCAGGGCUCGUUCCUCAGCAAGGUCUCCAAAGUGAUCACGGCUCAGAAACAGGUUGUGUCUGGCAUGAAGUACAUCUUCAGGGUGAGGAUGGUCUACACCGUGUGCAGGAAGGAUGAGAAUCAGAGUGUUAAGAGAGGGUGCGCCAUCAACCCAGACCCACAGCUGGCAAAGCCCACCAUCUGUAACUUUGAGGUGUGGAGCCAACCAUGGCUGAACAAACCUCCACAGGUGAAGAUCAGCUGUGGGCACUGAGUGUUCAGCUGACUCCUGCACAUCGCAGCUUUACGGUGCCCGAAACUGACCCUGAAAUGCUCCUUUCGUAGUGCCUCUGAGUGCCACCUCUUGCAGAAACCUGGCAGAAAUGCUGUAUACUGUCAAGUUUCCUUUUUAUAGCCAUUUUUCUUCAAGAAAGCCAUAAAGUGACCUUCUAGCUUGAUGAAUGCAGUCCACAUAUCUCUUGUCAAUAAAUUUUUAUAUGGGGAAAAACAAUGGGUGUAGUGUGUGGGGUUUUUUUU
Messenger RNA from Scleropages formosus (Asian bonytongue), 863 nucleotides. Its product is annotated as cystatin-like. Bases 178 to 600 code for a protein of 140 amino acids. The transcript has 3 exons. Lineage: Eukaryota; Metazoa; Chordata; Actinopteri; Osteoglossiformes; Osteoglossidae. Gene Ontology annotation, cellular component: cytoplasm; vesicle. The record is from RefSeq and is a predicted model, not a curated record. Gene Ontology annotation, molecular function: cysteine-type endopeptidase inhibitor activity.